Lingula anatina is the source of this 2738-nucleotide messenger RNA. RefSeq names its product fatty acyl-CoA hydrolase precursor, medium chain. NCBI's taxonomy places the organism in Eukaryota, Metazoa, Brachiopoda, Lingulata, Lingulida, Lingulidae. The record is from RefSeq and is a predicted model, not a curated record.
AAAGGCGUUUCAUUGUCCAGAGCAUCAUGGCAGUAUAAUUUGCAUUGACACAGACAUCUUUAUAAUCACCACCGAACUCAACGACGUUAUCAUAGGAAAAUUAAUUUUUUGGUCACAAUGAACAGUUGUUAUCCUUUUAAGGUGAACGAGGUGUUUGUACAGGCCGUCUUGAAAAGGUAUUUGUACGUGCACUGGUGCGAGAAGUUCUCCGGUCAGUGUUCGGUGACAGUUUACAGCCCGAGGCAUCGGCGUGUCCGGAGUAUGCUGCACGAGACACACCAAUAUCAUUUCGCCUGUUUCGUGUUGAACCCCGAGGUCGAACAGUCUGCUUCAAAGAAAAAGGCAAAAUGAAUUCCAGCACUCGCUUUCCUUUUUGCACUACAACAAUGUUGUGUUUGCUAGUGUUGACAGUUGACGCCCAGACCCAAGUCACCGUCAACAAUGGAGUUCUAGAGGGUGUGAGAAGGACCGUCGAGGGAUUAACUUGGGAUGUCUUCUACGGGAUUCCCUACGCUAAGCCUCCUGUGGGGAACCUGAGGUUUGCAAAGCCGGAGCCGGCGGAAAACUGGACGGGAGUUCGCAAUGCCUCGUGGUUUGGCAGUGGGUGUGUCCAAGAGAAAAGUCCCUAUGUCAAGUUAAUUGUUCCGUUAUCCGAAGACUGUUUAACAUUGAAUGUGUAUUUGCCAGGGAUGCUAGACAACAGCACAAAAAAGGCAGUGAUGUACUUUAUUCACGGUGGCAGCUAUUAUUACGGUGGUUCUUUUUCAUACACUUUCGAUGAGCUGGCUCUCCGUGGCGACGUCAUAGUGGUAUCGGUGAAUUAUCGCCUUGGAGUGUUUGGUUUCCUGUAUUCUGGUGAUGCCAAUGCCCCCGGCAAUGUGGGAUUAUGGGAUCAGAUAGAGGGACUCAAGUGGGUGAGAGACAACAUCGCCCAUUUUGGAGGAGAUCCCAACCAAGUGACCAUAUUCGGUGAAUCAGCUGGAGCUUCGAGCGUCACCCAAUUGGCAUUGACCACAGCUAGUAGCGGGCUCUUUAGCCGGGUGAUAGUUCAGAGCGGGACCCUCCUCAGCACCUGGGCCUGGUCGAUCACUCCCACAGUUCUGGCAGAGGCCGUUGCAACUAAUUUAGGCUGCUCCAGUACCUCGGCCAGUCUUGCUUUGUGUACGCAAAACAAGACUGCAACAGAGAUAUUAGAUGCUGGUGCCGCUGCUGUUGGUGAAGCAAAGGGUUCCUUUGGACCUGUUGUAGAUGGCGACAUGUUUACCAAACCAGCAAGGGAGAUUCUUAAUGAUUCGUCGUCGAAGGCUUUUACACAAUUCCAGUCGUUGGAUUUUAUGGCAGGGUUUCUUGAUGGCGACGGAACUGCCAUGCUUACAAAUAAUGUUGAAAAUGGUCUCUCACUAGAGUUCCUGGAGAGAGCUAUUCUUUUCACAGCAUUUUUGAUUUCAACACCUCACGCCGAAGCCUUAGAGGAGAAGAUUAAAGAGGUAUAUUACGACACUACAGCCUCAAAUAUAGACACAGCCAAGAGCUAUCUGGACCUCCUGACUGAUACAAAUUUUGCUUCUGGCACUGUUGAAUUGUCCAAUAACCACAUGUCGUCAAAUGCCUCCACUUAUCUUUGGUACAUGACUGUUAAACCUGACUUUUCACACAUUAUCCCUGCCCCUACGUGGUUCGAUGGUGCUUCCCAUGCAGAUGACCUCGGAUACUUGCAGGGAGAGUAUAUAUUGGGUCUAAUCACACCUGGAGGCAUAGCGACGACUGCUGACAAGGCCUUGUCCGUUAACGUUAUCAGAUACUGGACAAACUUUGCAAAAACUGGGAAUCCAAACUCGCCCGAUCUUGUACAAUGGCCAGGCUACACAAAGGAUGGAAAGGCAUAUUUGGAGCUAUCUCGAAAUAUUGCUGCUAAGAACGAUGUCCUUUCAAAGCGCAUGGCACUGUGGCAGGUGACCGUCCCGGGAAUUCUCAGCGGUGAAAUCAGCUCUGCCUCAUAUACCCACAACUACCUAUGGUCAAGAGCAUUACUCACGAUGUUUUUCGGUUAUAUGACAUCUCUCAUUUUUUCUUGAGAUGUUUCAAUGAUGCUGUUGCCAUCAUGUAAUCAUGAUAUUUGAAACCAAUCGAGACCCAUAUGGCGGUAGACUGGCAAAGUGAAAUUUGUAACAAAGAAUUUGACAAAUUGUGCAAAAAACCUUUUGUGCUCUCAGUUUACCGAUUCAUUUAUUAAUUUACUAUUUAGGUAACUGAAUUUGAACUAUUUUCAGUAAUUUUUUGGGGUGUUCGAGUUAUAAUCAUAUUAUCUGAAUCCCUUAAUGAAUGUUACUUAUAAGAAAAAAUUAUCUUGCUUUCAGUUGUAUAAGGAUUAAUCAACUGUGAUUAUCUUGGCUUCAUCUCCUUGAUAGGACUAUCAUAAAAUUGCAGAUACUUUCAUAUGAUGUGGAUUAAACUGUAUUCAUAUUAUUUACACUGAACAAAAAAUAUUAACUCCCCAUGUGAAUAAAUUGUCAAAUGUAAUGAGGUACAUUCAAUAAUCUGUAGCACGUUGAACAACAAAAUUCACUCUGUAUGAUUUAAUACAUACAUCAUAACAGUGAUAAAAUCUUUAAAGCACUGUGUGGGAGACUGUGGGACACAUAUUUUAGCUCAGUGUUAAUCAAUUCUACCUAUUUGCAAUAGACUGUGCUAAUCUUCAUUGAAUUACUAAUAAAUUAUGAGUGCAGAAAGCCUGUUGA